This is a messenger RNA of Ipomoea nil (Japanese morning glory), 1104 nucleotides long. RefSeq lists its product as uncharacterized. Gene Ontology annotation, molecular function: zinc ion binding; nucleic acid binding. The transcript is spliced from 2 exons. NCBI's taxonomy places the organism in Eukaryota, Viridiplantae, Streptophyta, Magnoliopsida, Solanales, Convolvulaceae. Bases 1 to 1104 code for a protein of 367 amino acids. The record is from RefSeq and is a predicted model, not a curated record.
AUGCCGCCAAGAAGGAACGUGUCCGCUCACGAAGGUAUUGAUGGUGGGAACGAAAUCAAUGCUCCCACUAAUGCUCAACAGGCUCAUGGGCUUCAACAGUUGACACAAGCUUUGGGUGCUACAUUACUUCAGAAUGGCAAUGGAAACGAUGUGGUUAAAAAGGUCUCUAGUCUCAAUCCUCCUUUUUAUGGCGGACAAGAAGAUCCUCGUGUUCUUGAGGAUUGGGUAAGAGCUUUUGAUAAGUUGUUGGAUGCUAUUGGUUGCCCUGUUGACCAAAAGGUGGAGGCUGCUGUGUACUACUUGCAACAAGAAGGUGACAUUUGGUGGGUAAAUAAUGGUCAUGCUCUUAGUCAACAACCUGACUUUGACUGGGAGGCCUUCAAGGAUGCUAUGAGGGAUCGAUUGUAUCCUGAACAUGUUAAGGCUGCAAUGUAUGAGGAGUUCUUACACUUGAAGCAAGGCAAUUUGUCUGUGCAAGAGUAUCAUGCAAAAUUCUUGGAGCUUGCUCGUUUUGCAACUAGGCUGGUUCCUGAUGAGUAUAGCAAGACACAGAAAUUCAUUAGGGGACUGAAUUUUGGGAUUCAAAAGGUAAUUUGCGCCCUGGAUCUUGAAACACUAAAUAAGGCAUACAAUAAGGCUGCUAACCUUUAUCGUGUGGAGUUGAUUGAAAGAGAAGCCAACAUGAAGAGUAGGAAGAGGAUGGAGAGCAAUGAGGAAGAAAACAAUGGAGGUUAUGGUGGCAACAAUGGGCAAGAAGGUUACUGGCAGAAACGCAAUGGAAUUGAGAGGUAUCAUUACUGCAAGAGCUGUGGAAAUGGACACCCUGGGAAGGAUUGCCAAGGAAAUUUAGUGAAAUGCUUCAAAUGCCAAAAGUUGGGACAUCGAGCAUAUGAAUGUCAUAAGAACAAAAUGGGAAUCAACAAGGAUCUAACGGCAAUGGAGGAAAUCAAAGAGGACCUAGACCUAACAAUCAUGGGUCUGGAAACCGAAAUCACAAUGGUGGAGGCAACAAUGGAAAUAAAAAUGGGAACAAUCAAGCAACUGAUAAUGGAGGUCAAAACAGCAAUGGUGGGAACAACAAUCGAGGAAGGAUCUUCGUCAUGA